AUGGGAGUGGGCUGCACAGCUGUGAAGCUGGAAAGCAUUGCUGUGCACUGUGGAGCACACGGACAGCCACGUAGAGGCAUAGGGCACAGAGAGGGCAGAGGGGGCAGAGGGGGCGGAGGAGGGGGCGGAGGAGGGGGCGGAGGAGGGGCCGGAGGAGGGGGCGGAGGAGGGGGCGGAGGAGGGGGCGGAGGAGGGGGCGGAGGAGGGGGCGGAGGAGGGGGCGGAGGAGGGGGCGGAGGAGGGGGCGGAGGAGGGGGGGAGGAGGGGGCGGAGGAGGGGGCGGAGGAGGGGGCGGAGGAGGGGGCGGAGGACGGGGCGGAGGACGGGGCGGAGGACGGGGCGGAGGACGGGGCGGAGGACGGGGCGGAGGACGGGGCGGAGGACGGGGCGGAGGACGGGGCGGAGGACGGGGCGGAGGACGGGGCGGAGGACGGGGCGGAGGACGGGGCGGAGGACGGGGCGGAGGACGGGGCGGAGGACGGGGCGGAGGACGGGGCGGAGGACGGGGCGGAGGACGGGGCGGAGGACGGGGCGGAGGACGGGGCGGAGGACGGGGCGGAGGACGGGGCGGAGGACGGGGCGGAGGACGGGGCGGGGCGGGGGCGGGGCGGGGGCGGAGGGCGGAGGGGGGGCGGAGGGGGCGGAGGGGGGGAGGGGGGGCGGAGGGGGCGGAGGGGGCGGAGGGGGCGGAGGGGGCGGAGGGGGCGGAGGGGGCGGAGGGGGCGGAGGGGGCGGAGGGGGCGGAGGGGGCGGAGGGGGCGGAGGGGGCGGAGGGGGCAGGGGGGCAGAGGGGGCAGAGGGGGCAGAGGGGGCAGAGGGGGCAGAGGGGGCAGAGGGGGCAGAGGGGGCAGAGGGGGCAGAGGGGGCAGAGGGGGCAGAGGGGGCAGAGGGGGCAGAGGGGGCAGAGGGAGAGGCAAAGUAGUAUACGCCACUCUGCUGCGCUCUCCGCAUCGACCUCAUCGCGCUCUCCGUUCCCCGCUCCGCUGCUACUCCGCGCUAAGCCGCGCCAAGCAAUUCAAACGAUGA
Messenger RNA from Closterium sp. Yama58-4, 1026 nucleotides. NCBI's taxonomy places the organism in Eukaryota, Viridiplantae, Streptophyta, Zygnematophyceae, Desmidiales, Closteriaceae. The record is from the annotation of a GenBank genome assembly.